GAGAAAGCCGAGUGCAAGCGUGAAUUCAUGGGCGCUGCGGAAUGCUGCCUCGACCCCGGCUUGGGCAGGAGGCUCCGGCAACGGAUAGAGGCGUCAGAGGGCCGCGAGGAGAUCGACAGCCCUGGGGUCGUUGCCUUCUUGCAGGCCAUGUGGGCGCGCGUGGUCCUGCCCACCGCUUUCGUGGAGUGCUUGUUCGCGUCGCAUCGGCAGUGGCUUCUUCGGAGCUCGAGGCCGAUGGGCAUCUGGAACAUUGGCAGGCGGCACACCCUGAACCAGCAUAUGCGGGCGUGCCAGAAGCGGGUAGUCCAAGGCAUGGCAAGGGGGCGCCAGGCAGCCCCGGCAGCGCUCGGGCGGGCCAUGCGCAGAUGCAGGCCGCAGUGGGCCCACUCGAAGAGGAAGCGGGCGGCGGCGUCAUGCGGGGCCCGGGGCACGACAGGUCUGAGCUGCUUCUUGGGGGAGGUGAUCGCUGAGGCCAAGACUGCGGCAGUGGAGGACGGCGCGAUGGUGGACAUUCCCUCGGCGAUGGCUGACGGGCACAAGCGCUGGGGGGGCAUGAGCACGGAGGCCAAGAAGAAGUACGUGGCCCGGGCGAGAAACAAGCGGGCCUGUUACAGAGAGUUCGGCGAUGACUUGAAACGUUUCUUGGAGGACCGCAAGAAAGUUGAUGCCGAUUCCCCCCUUACUCUGGAGGAGUUCGCCGAAGUAAGCAGUGGCUCGUUGAUACAGGAUGGCGCCCGCGCUUGGGGCGAGCUGACGGGCCGCCCAGCGAUGCCCGACGCCAACUUCCCCAAGAAGGUUCAAGCGGUGAAGUCCUGUUGCGACGACCUGCCCGAGUGCGUGACUGGGGUCGAGUUGCCCCACUACAACAGGAUGAAGCAAAUCGAAGGGAGCAUCAGGGAGCUCGUCGCGGAGCAGGGCAAGGACCACGGGCCCAUGGUCAUCAUGCUCUCCGCGGGCGCCUCCAAGAACGUGCACGCCCAAAUCAUGAGCUACAGGGUGCAGCCGUUCGAGGCGGAGAUCUGGGAGGGGAGCGGGCCCAAGUGGAUGCGAACCCCCACGCUGAUGGACCAGUGGGACAUCCAGUGCCACGGGUGCGGCCCCGACGAGCUCCCCCGCAUUGAGACGGAGCGUGAAUUUGCCUUGCGUUUGGCUCGGGAAUGCCUCAGCGAGUGGACAGUGUAUCGCGUGGAAGCGACAGAGGUGGCAAUGAACAAGGUGCGGGCGACCAAGCUCGCCCAGUUCGACCGCGAGGCGGCCGCGGUCAAGCAGCAGCAGGAGAGACUGAUGGCGAACGCGAAGAAGGCCCUGGACAUGUGCCUUGGCAGGGCUGCGAAGAAGGGAAAGUGGCACGAUGCGGCCGAAGCGGAGGGCCUGGUGGGGCCGCCCGCGGCGCCGGUUGCGCCGCCUGGCGCCGGCGGCAUGGCGGCCGCGGCGGCCCUUGGUGGGGGCGCCGCAGCCUCGGCAGGAGGGGGCGGAGCUGCGGCCGCGGAUCCUGAUCCUGCAGGGGUCGACGUGCUGACGGACGAUGGCGAGAACAGCGACCGUGGCGGCGUGGACGACGACUUGAUGCUGGAGUGGCAGGCCGCCAAGAAGGCCGACGACGCGCAGAAGAAGAAGGAGAUUGCGUCCAUCGCGCAGGUGACCAUGGACGCCGUCCACAUCGAGGAAGGCGGCGAGGUGUUCAAGCCUGACCAGACCAAGCCCAUCGGGAAGGUGUAUGGCCAGAGGCUCGACACGGUGCAAGCGUCCUGCUAUGUGCGGUGCCUGGCCAAGGGGCAUAAGCAGUGCAAGAAGUGGGUCAUGCUGCAUAAGAUUCGCGGCGGGACCAUGGACCCCGUGAAGUUGUGGCUCAACGACGCCGAGAAGUUCCGCUGCCACGACUCCCACAUGGAUGCGUUCAACAGCUAUGUCAUGUAA
Messenger RNA from Prorocentrum cordatum, 1917 nucleotides. The record is from the annotation of a GenBank genome assembly. NCBI's taxonomy places the organism in Eukaryota, Dinophyceae, Prorocentrales, Prorocentraceae.